GAUGAGGUGGGGGAGCAAAGCGGGGUGUUCCUUGGUAGCUACUAAAGUAGCAGCAGGUGGCGAAAAGGCUUUAAGGCUGAAAGGAGCGGCUGAAGGACGCGUUAUCUUUUGUGUGGGCCUCGGUGGUCCAAAACCGAAAAAAAAGUCCAAUGGCAAAACUAAAGAUGAAAAACCGAAGAAAGGAAGGGACAGGAAGCAAAAAGACAAAGGUGAAGCCCAAUUACAAGCUGAACAAGAAGAAGCAGAAAGGCUUGAAAAGGAGAGACUUGAACGAGAGCACUUGAAAAAGCUUGAGGAAAAGUAUCAAGGAGCAAGGGAGUCUGAACUAGCAGAACUUAAUUCACUGGAACAGAAGUUUCUUUCUGCACAGCAGUGGAAAAUGGAUUACAGAGAACAAGCCAAGCACACAGAGAAGAAAUGUGGGCAAAGAGAAGCCUGUUUGGUGAUCAAAAUAUCAAUCCCCUACACCUUACCCCAAGAGUCACGAGGAAUUGUAAUUUCAGAUGUUCAGGAGUUUGUUUGCACUCAGCACUCCCCUAUUGUUGCUUUGUUUGAAGUCAGUGGGAAUGCUGAUGGAAGUGGUUGGGAAUGCAAUCCUUGGGAGCAUUACCUCAGCUGUGAUGGGAGUCCUGACCCCACUGUACCCCAGGAAAUGAACACUUUCAUGAGCUUGUGGCGUGAAGACCAAGAUGAGAGCGUUCAGCUUGUGAUGGAGAAGGGGGAAGUGGUGCUGAAGUUGAUUGAGAAGUUGGAGUUUCUUUUAUUGGAGGCAUCACCAAAUGAGAUCACAGAAGAACAACGGGUCCAGUACCAGGAAUUCAUUCUGCAGUUGCAGGUUCUGCUUCAUCAGAAGUACAAUGAGGCUACACAGAACCUGCUCAAAAUAGCUAGUAUGUAUGAAGACUCUGAGACUGGGAAUAUGCACACAGUCAUAAAGGAUAAAAAUACUACUUUCUGUAUUUGGGUCAAUCUGAAGAAGAAACCAAGGUUCAAAACCCACAUGUUCCAGGAGGCAGGGCAUGGCUUUGACCUGCCCAAAUCCCUGGCCCUGAGCAGCGUCGCCGUUCGUGUGCUGCACACCCGCUAUGACCACGUGUCCCCCCUGUGGCUGCAGUGCCAAGGACUGCCAAGGCAGGAGGCCUCAGACAACGAGGAGUCAGCUGAGCAUCCAAAAGACAACGGGCAAGAACCAGGAGAACAGGAGGAGAAAGGCAGGGAAGAACCCAGCGUGCCUGCUGCAGAAGAAACGCCUUCUAAGGAGAGAAAGGAGAGUGCUGCCUCAUUGACAGAAAACAGCAAUAACACAGAUGAUAAAAAAGAGACAGAGGAGGAAACUGAGAAGAAUUCAGACAUUUUGGACGAGCCAUCACAAGAAGAGGGCGCAGUGCUGCAGGAGGAGCCGGGCGGCAGAGAAGAGGCAGCAGAAGUUGUUGAUCCGCAGCAGCUGGUGCCCGUGGGGGGUGUGUACCACAUCGAUGCUCUGCAGCUGCCACCUCAGGCCCAGGACGUCAGGGGCUGGAGCAUGGUGGAGUUGCUGGAUGUUGGAUUGGAGGUGUAUCCAUAUUCCCCAGGAGAGGCUGAAGAUGGCACACAGGCAGCAGUACAGAUAACCCUCAGGCUCCCUGACAAUGUGAUUUAUUUUGAAGCGCCCGUGGUAGCCCGAUGGGAUCCUGCAGGCCAGCAGUGGAGAACUGAUGGCAUCAGCAACAUAACCUAUGAAGCACAGGAAAGGAGCAUCACCUUUGGGAUGGGUGCCUUUUAUACAGUAGCCCUUCUCCAGGAUGCUCACCUGAACCUGCCCUAUCAGGCCUGGGAAUUGCAGCCUACUGGUGUGGAUGAAGGGCUCUUCACAGUCACUGCAGUCUUUGCCACUAUUCAGAUACAAAUUAAGGAUAAUCAGUGUAUGUUGUCUUCAGUAGUGGUGGAAGAGGAGGAGGUGCUUUCCCACAUCACAGGACAAUGGAUGAGUCCUUUUGCCCUCAGAGAAGCUUUGAAAAGAGCUGGAGUGAACAUUUUCCCAGCAGAGCACUCUCACAAGUAUGUCCCUGUGCCCAGGAAGGCUGCCCUGGCAGAAGGGAAGGCCUAUGAACAGAUGGCUCUGCUUGCAGCUGCUUUUGCUUUUGCUCACAGCAAGUGGAAUGGAGAAGCAGGGCCAGAGCAAGUCGUGUUCAAGGUAAGUGAGCAUCUGAAAGCAGAUUCUGCCAAAGACAACCACUGGUCUCUUUAUAUGUUUAAUGGUGAGAAAGUACAAACCCUCAAGCUCACUGAAACCAGUGAAGCUUUUUCAGAAGAGCUGGAAGAAGAGUCUGAAUUUCACUCCACACUCUACCAUAUGCUCAAGGAUCUUGCCAGCAAGGAAGCCAUGGAUAAAGUGGAAAGAGCUGGCAGCCUGUUUAUUGAUUCUGUGUAUCAGCUGCUCCUUGCUACCAGAGUUUUAGCAUUCUCUUAGAUACUGUAUGCUUUCCUUUAAAACUUUAUUAUCAAAAGCUUUCAAUAAAGUUACAUUUCAUCCUU
Corvus hawaiiensis (hawaiian crow) is the source of this 2514-nucleotide messenger RNA. RefSeq names its product dynein axonemal intermediate chain 7-like. Bases 2 to 2449 code for a protein of 815 amino acids. NCBI's taxonomy places the organism in Eukaryota, Metazoa, Chordata, Aves, Passeriformes, Corvidae. Gene Ontology annotation, molecular function: beta-tubulin binding; microtubule binding. Gene Ontology annotation, cellular component: axoneme. The record is from RefSeq and is a predicted model, not a curated record. The transcript is spliced from 18 exons.